UCCUCUGACCGAUUCAUAUGGAAUCAGGACAAUAUAUUCAUAGACUAUGGUCAUCAAAUUUUAGUAAUUUACUAGUGAACAGGGCAGGUGUAAGAGAUGUGUCUAGAGAUGGGUUUAGCAUGGUAAAAAGAUUUACAAAUGGCUGACAUUGGAGAUGCAUCUGCAGUGUUGAAGACCUUAAAAGAGUUAAACAAUCCAAGUGAUAUACUUUAUAUCAGGACUAUUUUAUCGAAGGUGAUGUCACUUCAUGCAAAAGGUUUUGAUAUUAGAGAAGCAUUACCAAAGAUUGUCAAGCUUCUAGCCAACCAAGAUUUGGUUGUCAAGAAAGCUCUUUAUAACAUUCUGACCACAUACUCCUUUAGUGAUCCAGAUGUGAUUCUAUUGGCUACGAAUACUUUAUUACAGGAAUGUUCAGACAGCAACCCCAUGGUCCGUGGCCUAGCCAUCAAAACCAUAUGUACAUUUAACCAUGAAACUUUUCUAGAAUAUGGAAUAAGAAGUGCUGUGAAAGGUCUAAAAGAUAGCAGUGCCUACGUAAGACGAACAGCUGUGCUAGGAUGUGGACAGUUAAAUCUCAGAUCAAAAGGAGUCUGUCAGGAACAUGGUAUAGUGGAUCAGUUGUACAGGUGUAUACGUGACCUUGACCCUGUUGUCAUGGUAAAUUCCAUUGUCGUUCUGGAAGAAAUUCUAACCAAGGAAGGUGGAAUAGUACUUAAUAAAAGCAUUGCUCAUUUUAUUUUUGGGAAGAUAGAAACAUUGACGCCAUGGGGGGUCUUAUACUGUUUUCAAAUUUUACAAAAGUAUCAACCAAAAGCAGAGGAUGAAAUGUUUGACAUAUUAAAUAUAUUAGACCCAUAUUUGACUCAUAAUAACAACAGUAUAGCAGUACAUUGUUUCCAACUAUUUUUACAUUUUUUGAAGGAGUUUCCAUCUUUGAAAACAGAAGUAAUUAAAAGGUGUUUCGAUAAUAUUGUAAAUGUUGUUAAAUCAGGAAAUCCAGAAGUUGUUUUCUGUGUAAUAGAAUUCUUUGAAAAGUAUAUGAAUGAAUCAGGUCAGAUUUUAAACAAACAUUUUAAAAUGUUUAGAUGUAAACAAAAAGACCCUGCAUACCUGAAAGUAAAGAAGAUUGAUUUCAUGAGAAAUAUUUUGAACGAGGGAAAUGUUUCAGAUAUUUUAGAUGAAAUGCAACUCCAUUCUACCGAUUCUAACGAAGCUGUAUCACUCAGUGCAUUACAAAUAAUAGCUAUUACACAACAAUCACACCCAGACACUUCAGAGAAAUGUUGCACUAUUUUCACACAACUUCUCAAAUCAAAUGUCAGUCAUGUGAUAACAAAUUGUCUUCGUGUGCUACAAAAAAUAGAUCUAUCAAAAUCAGAUAAUUGUGCAGAGUUUUUAUCCAUGUUGUGUAAUAGUUUACAAUUUAUAAAAGAUGAUAGUGGUAGGUGUGCAAUGUUAACUCUUCUUGGUAACUAUGGUAAUAUUUAUGAAGAUGCUCCUUACGUUCUUGAAGAUUUCAUAGAAGAUGCUGAAAACUCUUCAACUGAGGUCAAAGUUCAUCUUUUACAUUGUUGUAUGAAAAUGUUUUUCUAUUAUCCAGGCAUUUGUCAGCACAUGCUUGGUAAAAUAUUUGAAAUUUGUUAUUCUGAUAGUGAUGAGUGUUUACAAAAUAUAGCUGUGUACUAUUACAGUUUGUUACAAACCAACGUUGAAGAUGCUAAACAUGUAAUAAUGAAUUGUAGAAAUAGUCAUUCUCAUAAAGAACAAUCACAGGACAAUAAAUUGUAAUAACUCUCUACUUAAAAGUAUUAUAUUAAAGUGUACUUAUUCUUAUAAAGUAUUAUAUAUAUUGUGUUGGAAUGAAACUACUUAUUUAUGCAAUAAAUAUAUUUUUGUAUAUUUUUA
Mytilus californianus (California mussel) is the source of this 1905-nucleotide messenger RNA. RefSeq names its product AP-4 complex subunit beta-1-like. The record is from RefSeq and is a predicted model, not a curated record. Gene Ontology annotation, molecular function: clathrin binding. Lineage: Eukaryota; Metazoa; Mollusca; Bivalvia; Mytilida; Mytilidae. The transcript is spliced from 3 exons. The coding region runs from base 139 to 1788 and encodes 549 amino acids. Gene Ontology annotation, biological process: vesicle-mediated transport; intracellular protein transport. Gene Ontology annotation, cellular component: membrane coat.